Molecule: messenger RNA, 429 nt
Organism: Dracunculus medinensis (Guinea worm)
Lineage: Eukaryota; Metazoa; Nematoda; Chromadorea; Rhabditida; Dracunculidae
Source: the annotation of a GenBank genome assembly
AUGAGUAGUGACGAAGCAGCACGGUACUUGGAAAGGCAAAGACCUUUGGCAUCAGGCGUUGUAACUGUAUCUUCAACAAUAACAUCAACUCAACGACGAGCUUUAAAAGAAGGAGAAUGGGCUUGUGUCGAUGCUAAAUGUGCUUAUAUUAAUAGCGAUCGACACGUGGUUUGUGAUCGAUGUGGUAAAAGUAAGCCUCGAUCAAAAAAUCGCGUCGGUAGAGAAAUUGGAAAGGAUGCCGCAGAAAAAUCUAAAGGUUUAUUUGCAGCAGAGGAUUGGGCUUGUACGAAGUGUGGAAAUGUAAAUUGGGCUCGGCGAAUUGCGUGCAAUAUUUGCAAUGCUCCGAAAUUAGGCGAUUUGGAAAUUAGAACGGCACUAAAAAAGUGUACAAAUCAAUCCAAACCGAGUAUAAGACCUCGAAUAUUCUGA